Messenger RNA from Xenopus laevis (African clawed frog), 3011 nucleotides. It is a transcript of the gene mid1l2.S, whose product is annotated as E3 ubiquitin/ISG15 ligase TRIM25. Bases 63 to 1793 code for a protein of 576 amino acids. The record is from RefSeq and is a predicted model, not a curated record. The transcript has a single exon. NCBI's taxonomy places the organism in Eukaryota, Metazoa, Chordata, Amphibia, Anura, Pipidae.
AUAUGCGUGUGCCGUAACCAAAGAAGUUUUGUGAGUUUCUCUUCCUGUUCCGACUCCCAGCAAUGGCGGCUGCUGCUGAUCUGAGAGCCGAGCUGAGCUGCUCCAUCUGCCUGAAUAUCUAUACAGACCCCGUGACUCUGCCCUGCGCCCAUAACUACUGCCGGGGCUGCAUUGGGAGUUUGCUGGACACCCAGGAGGGAUCUGGGGCUUAUUCCUGCCCUGAAUGCAGAGCUGACUUCCAGGAACGUCCUGCCCUGCAGAGCAACAGAACUCUGGGGAACAUAGCGGAGCGAUUCCUUCCGGAUCAGCUGGAACAUCAGGGGGUGACGGAGAUCUUGUGCACUUACUGCAUCCACUCCCCUGUACCUGCUGCUAAAUCCUGUCUGCUCUGCGAGGCCUCCCUGUGUGAUAACCACGUGCGGGUGCACAGCAAGUCAGCGGAGCACAUCUUGUGCCAACCUUCCAGCUCUUUAGCCAACAGAAAAUGCUCUGCACACAAGAGGCUGCUGGAGUAUUACUGUAUGGAGGACAAUGCCUGUGUCUGUGUCUCUUGUCUCAUGGUGGGACCCCACGUUGGACACAAGGUCAUGCAGCUCAGUGAGGCUUCAGAGAGGAACAAAGGGAAACUGACAAACAAUCUAGAGAAACUGAUCCUAGAGAGAGACGAAGCUGAUAGAGAGAUGCAGAGGUUGCAGGGGCACAGGAGGGAAAUGGAAGGGAAAGCAGCCAAUGAGACGGAGAGAGUCACUGCCCUGUUUAGGGACAUCAGGGAACAGCUGGAAGCCCUGGAGAAGAGAGUCCUGAGUGAGAUCUCCAGGCAAGGAGAGCAUCUCUUACUCUGUCUCUCUGAUCUGAUCCAACAGUUGGAAAUGGAUAAGGAAGAGCUGUCCCGGCAGAUCCAUGACAUUGAGGAGCUGCGCAACAUGGCAGAUCCACUCACUGUCCUACAGGCCCUGGAACCAGAUGGAGACACAUUCUGUGAUACUGAGGAGGCAGAUACUGAGGGGAGCGAGGGUAACAAGGACCCUACACUAUGGGAUGAGGAUCUGAUCUCAGAGACUAUACUCACAGGCUUAGCUGGGAUUGUGAGCAGCAUGAAGGCAGCCGUUAGUAGCCACAAGGAUACAGAUAUAAACACUGAAGCUUCAGAGCUGAGUGACCCAGAGAGGGAACCCCUGCCCCCCGCAAAGCGUAAAUGUGACACCCCUGGGAGCUUUACCCUUCAGCCUGUAAGUGACCCGGUGUUUGGGCUGAAGGUCACAGACAUGGAAAUUGAUUUAAACACAGUUUCUAAACUACUGAGAUUAUUAGAUGGCAAGAAUGGUUUGUCCUAUUUUACCAUAUCCACUAAGUGCACCCGGACCGAUCACUUCUGCACCCCAGAGAGGUUCCAGGAUUACCCCCAGGCUCUGAGCAGCCAAAGCUUUUCCUCUGGGCAUCACUACUGGGAUGUUGAGUGCUCCUGGGGUAUACCGUAUUAUAUAGCAGGGGUAGCGUAUCCGAGCAUACAGAGGUACGGCCAUCACUCCUGUAUUGGGUAUAACAAGAAGUCUGUGGGUUUGUUCAGAUGGGGCAAUAGAUACUCAGUGAUACACGAUGGAAAGAGGAAGAACUUACCUCACAGCCCCACCUGCAAUAGAAUCAGAAUCUCGCUGGACUAUGAGGGUGGCCGCUUGUCCUUUUAUGAGCUGAGCGAGCCAAUCAGGCACUUGCACUCUCUGACUGCCACAUUCACUGAGCCCCUGCACGCUGCAUUCUGGGUAUCACUCUCUGACCUGACUAUUAUUCAAUAGAUCAACAGCCCAGCCAUUAUUAUAGCAGAACAGCAGUACAAACUGCUCAUAUAUAUUUGUAUGAAACAACUAAUGAUGAUGAAUUGAUAUGACUCAAUAUAUAUGACUUUAUUCAUUAUUCCUGUGAUUUAGUUCUAGGGGUUGGGUGUGUUCAGGGCAGAGCUUCUUGCACAGGUAAAAUAAGAGCAGGUACAGGGUUAUCUAGGAGCCUCCCAAUAGUUCAAAUAACAACCCAACUAUAUAGUAUGACGCUGCUUUACAUUAUACUUAUUCUUCCAAGGAUUCCCAGAUUUACUCUCCAUGUUAGAAAUUUUGACCUGUGGUUGAUAAUAUUUUUAAUUCUUUUUAGCCAAUUCUUAUCCUGUCCAACUCCCCAAGCCAAUCAUGUAGGUCCCAUCCAGUCACAUGUCUCCUCCUCACAGGCCCUUCUACCAUUGUCUCCUCAACUCUCUCAUUUGGUUUCUGCUCUUCCACUUGGAAUUACAGAUUCAGCUCUUAUACCAGUCUUGUCCCCCAUUAGUUUGUGGGUUCUUGUCCAACUUUCUCCUCCACUCGGUAAACUGUGAAGUGGUUGUAGACCGUUUCUUACCAUAACUGCCUUUGAGCGUCAGCUCUUCUCCCACUCUUACCACCAUUUGUGAGACCUAGAAAGAUCAGAUUUCUGCUCCACCAAGGACCAUUAGUUUGGGGUACUGCCCCGGGUAAGACUCAAGUUGAUCGGACUCAUGGAAAUCUUAGUGUAAUACACUGGAACACCUCUUGGGACAGGCGCAUAUACAAUAUUGAUCCAUAAAUACUUGUACCUUUUGCUAAUCUCAAUAAAUCUCUUAUUUGAUUAAGAAUCACGGGUGGCCAGUCUUUUUAUACAGUACCUAAGUGGUGAGAGUUGCAGUUCAGCUCCACUACUCUGUGAGGGUCCAGCUGAGGGGUCGCAGUGUAACUGUGUUGUGCCCAGAGAGCAGCAAGAAUCCAGUGUUACUGCCAAGUAAGGGUUAUAUUAAUAAUAAUAAUAAUAUGAGGUUCAUUGGUUUCAGUUUUAUUAUUCUACAGACAAUUUACCUUUAAAGUGAUACUGCGCCUCUUGUGGCUUUUUGUGUUAUUCAAUGAGACCAACUGAACUUCUGCUGCUCCGAGAUGUGUCUGGACUGUGUUUGCUGCGCUCCAGUAAUACAGUUAUUUCAUGCCAUUAGCUCCUUAUCCCUUUAAUCCUCUUCCACU